GUCGCCGGACAGGAGCGCAUCAAAUACAUAACAUUUAUAACUUCAUCACUAUUUGGCCGGUACAUUACAGCAGCAGCUAAUAGAGAAAAUGGGUUCGUCAAUGAGCUCGUCGAAUGGUGUCAGUCACGCUUCCGGUUUCGGUCACACUUACGGUUUCGGCGGUUUAUUCGGUAAUAGUCACAGUCACAGUCACAGUCGGCCCCAACAGUUUUACUUCGAUCCUGACAUGGACUCGCCCCAUCGAAGACCUGAUUGCUGUUCGACCAAGUCGGAACUGCGCGACAAACUCGAGAGCCUCGUCGACGUCACCGAGAAGAUCAAGGAGGUCAGGUACUACACCCAUCCGCUCAACACGUGGCAAACGUCGUCCAGGUACGCGUUCAUCGUCCUGGAAACGGACAGCUGGUGGUGGUCGGUCGACAAGGACGACCGAGGCGUCACCAUCCAGCGGUCAAAAUGCGUCGAAAAUGUUCGUGACUAUUGCCGCAGGCAGUCCCGUUCCGCCGCCGGCGCAGGCAGCGGGAUCGAAAUCGCCAAAAAGCCUUCCGGCAACAUUAGCGUGAUUGAACUGCUCAAUCGUUUCUGGAUGAGGGACCGCGCCAAUUUGGAAAUCCAUUUCCAAACCAAUAAUAACGGCUACCAGCAUUUUGCCGAUAUCCUUUACGACUUUGUUUGAAAAUCCGCCAUCAUAUUAUUAUUGGUACCGACGAGUUGGUGUCGCAUCAAAUUUUAUCCGGCUGGCAAUCAAUUUGAUGCCAUUCGAACAUUUACGAAUUAGUCGAUUGUGCAUUAGAUUUAUAAUCACAUUUUGAAACUGAGUUUAAUUGUAUUACGUAGUUGACAUACAUAUUUUAACCAAUAAAAUCAUUGGCAUUCAGUCUUAUAUCCCCGAAUAAAU
Messenger RNA from Daphnia pulicaria, 898 nucleotides. RefSeq lists its product as uncharacterized. The transcript has 2 exons. The coding region runs from base 89 to 676 and encodes 195 amino acids. NCBI's taxonomy places the organism in Eukaryota, Metazoa, Arthropoda, Branchiopoda, Diplostraca, Daphniidae. The record is from RefSeq and is a predicted model, not a curated record.